Neohortaea acidophila is the source of this 844-nucleotide messenger RNA. Its product is annotated as RmlC-like cupin domain-containing protein. The record is from RefSeq and is a predicted model, not a curated record. NCBI's taxonomy places the organism in Eukaryota, Fungi, Ascomycota, Dothideomycetes, Mycosphaerellales, Teratosphaeriaceae. The transcript has 3 exons. Bases 164 to 670 code for a protein of 168 amino acids.
GGGCAGCUCCAGACUCCAGCCAUCCACCGCUUUCCAUCCCGGCAGUUGAGAGCAAGACGUUCACCUGCAACCACUCUAGCGCCCUUUGCACGUGUUUCUACAGUACUUCACUCGUCCAAAAGCGUAAAUUACAGAGCAGCCGGCAUUCGAAAGACCCCCAGCCAUGGCAUACCACUCGCAUCCACACUCCCACGACGACAUCCCGCCUCCGCCCACAGAAGGCUGGAAGAACGAGGGCGUGCGCGUGAUCCCCGCCAACUCGCUCGACACCAACACGCCGCAAACGCCAGGCAUGAACCGCGCGGCGGCCAUCAACUUCGCGCGCGUCGGCGCCCAGAAGAUCUGGGCGGGGACGGUGCACAUCCACGCCAAUGCGAAGACGGGCGCGCAUCAUCAUGGGCAUUUGGAGAGCGUGAUUUAUAUUGUCAAGGGCAAGGCGCGCAUGCGUUGGGGAGAGAAGCUGGAGUUUACUGCUGAGGCUGGGCCGGGGGAUUUCAUCUAUGUGCCGCCUUAUGUGCCGCAUCAAGAGAUCAACGCCUCGCCCGACGAGAAGCUAGAGUGCGUGCUGAUGCGCAGCGAUCAGGAGGCCGUGGCAAUUAAUCUGCCAGACGUCGUGCCGGUGGAGAUGCCGGAGGAUGUCAAGUGGAUAGAUCCUACCCAUCCGCAUUGAUUAAUUCUACGAAGUGAGUAUAUAGCAUAACUGCAAUGCGGUGACAUUCAAUUAGACUAGCCUCGCUUCCCGUCAUUCCCCCUCUUCAUCAUCGUCAACAGGGUUCUUGAAGUGAAUUGCCAUGCGGUGAAAGACGGUAUUGUCCUCUUCAAACUCGGGGAACCACUUCAUCGA